Messenger RNA from Trifolium pratense (red clover), 1437 nucleotides. Its product is annotated as serine carboxypeptidase-like 42. Lineage: Eukaryota; Viridiplantae; Streptophyta; Magnoliopsida; Fabales; Fabaceae. Gene Ontology annotation, molecular function: serine-type carboxypeptidase activity. Gene Ontology annotation, biological process: proteolysis. The transcript is spliced from 10 exons. The record is from RefSeq and is a predicted model, not a curated record. Bases 16 to 1437 code for a protein of 473 amino acids.
GUUUCUUGUGAAAGAAUGGGAAUUAUUAGAAUGAAAAAGUGUUGGUUUGUUGGGGUGUUGUUGAUUGUAGUGACCUUGUUAGGGGUUGAAGGGUACCCAAUUGAGGAUCUAGUUGUAAGACUACCUGGCCAACCUAAGGUUGAAUUCAAGCAAUAUGCUGGCUAUGUUGAUAUUGAUGUAAAACAUGGGAGGAGUCUCUUUUACUAUUUUGUUGAGGCUGAACAUGACCCUCACAAAAAGCCUCUCACACUUUGGCUCAAUGGAGGUCCGGGAUGCUCCUCACUUGGAGGAGGCGCUUUUACUGAACUGGGUCCGUUUUAUCCUACUGGUGAUGGACGUGGUGUACGAAGAAAUUCAAAGUCAUGGAAUAGAGCUUCCAAUCUCCUCUUUGUGGAGUCUCCUGCUGGAGUUGGUUGGUCAUAUUCAAACACAACUUCUGAUUACAACACUGGUGAUACCAACACAGCCAAUGAUAUGCUUUUGUUCUUCCUGAAAUGGUAUGAGAAGUUUCCUUCAUACAAAUCAAGGAAGUUGUUUCUUACCGGAGAAAGCUAUGCAGGACACUACAUUCCUCAGUUAGCCAAUGCAAUUCUUGAUUAUAAUGCUCAUUCAACCAAUUUCAAGUUCAAUAUAAAAGGACUCGCCAUUGGAAAUCCACUUUUGAAUAUGGGUCGUGAUACACAAGCAACAUAUGAAUACUUCUGGUCACACGGAAUGAUUUCUGAUGAAAUUGGCCGUACCAUUAAGAACGAUUGCAAUUUCAAUGGUUUUACCGAUUCAGGUUCUCAUAAUGUAUCCAAAUCGUGCAACAAAGCCCUAAACGAGACUAAUAAAAUUGUGAGCGACUAUGUAGACAACUACGAUGUGAUUCUCGAUGUUUGUUAUCCGGCCAUAGCUCUACAAGAAAUCCUAUUGAGAAAAAUGGCUACUAAAAUUAGUUUAAGUGUAGAUGUUUGUAUGGGUUAUGAAAGUGAUUUCUACCUUAACUCCCCAGAGGUUCAAAAGGCUCUCCAUGCCAAUCGUACCAAACUUCCAUAUCCAUGGUCCAUGUGCAGUAAUGUUUUAAAUUAUAGCGAAACGGAUCCUAACAUUGAUAUGCUUCCAAUUCUUAAACGAAUAGUUCAAAACCAUAUUCCGGUAUUGAUUUACAGUGGAGACCAAGAUUCAGUUGUACCAUUAUUAGGUACUCGAACACUCAUUCGCGAGUUAGCUCAUGACCUGAAAUUUAAGAUCACCGACCCAUAUAGAGUUUGGUUUCACAAUGGCCAGGUUGGAGGUUGGGUAACUGAGUAUGGAAAUUUGUUGACUUUUGCCACUGUAAGAGGAGCAGGUCAUAUGGUACCAUAUGCACAACCUUCUAGAGCCUUACAUUUGUUUAGUUCCUUUGUGGGUAAUAGGAGACUACCAAACACUACUACCCCUUCAAUUGGAGGAUGA